AUGGCGGACAAGCAGCAGCCUGUGACGGGCAGGGCGGUGCUCGAUAGGAACCCCGACAAGUUCCUUGCGCGCACCGUGCACGACCUGAUCUCUCUCAAGGGUCGCACCAUUGUCAUCACCGGCGGCGGUCGUGGCCUCGGUCUGGCCUUCGCCUUUGCCGUGGCCGAGGUUGGAGGCAAUGUCGCCAUCAUCGACCUGCUUGACAAGCCGCACGACCAUUUCAAGAAGCUGGAAUCGGAGUUCGAUGUCAAGGUCAAGCUUUACAAAAGCGACGUGACCAAUUUCGAGGCCCUCCAGAAAACCUUCGACGAGAUCGUAACAGACUUCGGACGUAUCGAUGGCCUAGUAACCGCUGCCGGCAUCUGCCCCGACGAGCCCUUCCUGAAGCGCGGGCCAGAGUCCGUGGCGCGAUGCAUGAACAUCAACGUACUCGGCACAUACUAUGCCGCCCAGCUGGCUGCCGCCCAGAUGGCCAAGCAGGAGCCCACCGACUUCAACCCUCGUGGUGGUUCCAUCGUCUUCAUCGCCUCCAUCGCUGCACAUGUCGCGAGCAAAGGCCAGACCACUAGCGACUACUGCGCCAGCAAGGGCGCUGUUGUGUCGCUCGCCAAGGCGUUGGGCGUGGAGCUGGCCGCGAUGGGCAUCCGUGUCAACUCCAUCUCCCCUGGGUACAUGUUGACCGACAUGACGAUUGACCUCUGCGAUCGCUACCCCUGGCUGGCAGACAUCAUGGUCAAUGAGCCGCCCAUGCGCCGGAUUGGCGACCGGACGGACCUGAAGGUUCCUGUGGUCUACCUCCUGUCGGACGCCAGCGCGUAUCACACGUCGGAUGACAUCCUGAUCACGGGGGGAAUCCACGCAGGACGCUUGCUCUGA
Molecule: messenger RNA, 876 nt
Organism: Phaeoacremonium minimum UCRPA7
Lineage: Eukaryota; Fungi; Ascomycota; Sordariomycetes; Togniniales; Togniniaceae
Product: putative short-chain dehydrogenase reductase sdr protein
Exons: 4
Coding region: 1-876 (291 amino acids)
Cellular component (GO): intracellular anatomical structure
Molecular function (GO): oxidoreductase activity, acting on NAD(P)H, oxygen as acceptor
Source: RefSeq, a predicted model, not a curated record